Molecule: messenger RNA, 261 nt
Organism: Dibothriocephalus latus
Lineage: Eukaryota; Metazoa; Platyhelminthes; Cestoda; Diphyllobothriidea; Diphyllobothriidae
Source: the annotation of a GenBank genome assembly
AUGGCGCGCUUGCCGGCUGAUCGCCUAGAGCCGUAUAACCCACCAUUUACGUUUACCGGGGUCGAUUACUUCGGACCAUUUCAAGUAAAGUUUGCCCGACGGUCGGAAAAGAGUGAAAACGGACCCAAAUGUAAAGGGGUUGAGAGAGAACUAAAGCUGUUGCUGCUGGAGUGGAACCAAGAACGCAUACGUAGCUCCGUUGUAGCGAAUAUAUUGGACUGGAUAUUCAAUCCCCCAACAGAUAGUCACCGGGGCGGAUAA